AAUCUCCUGUUUCAAAUUUGAAGACGAUACUCAAAACUGUGGAGGUGACUGGACGGAAGCAAUUAUUCAGAGCAAGAGAGACAUGGACUACAUCACCACCAAAGCCAAGUAUCAUCUGCCCCCAAACACCACUUUCACGACUGAAAUUGUAAUUAAAAUGAAGAUAGAAAAGUUCCUUAACAUAUUCACUACGGACAAGUGUUUUAACAAAACGGUUUACUCAAAUGUAAUGAUGAAGAAAAAUGGAUGUGCCACCUUUCACAUUUAUGAAGAUGGUUACCACGUAACAAUGACAAAAGUUGGCAAGAAUACACCAUGUGCAAGUCAGCCAGAUGAGGGCGUGCUAUGCUUCUCGAAUAUCAAUGUUCAAGACCAGACUACAAAAGCAAUGCAUGAGAUGUCGACAACUUUAUAUGAUUAUAAAACACCAACCAUCAGUAACUCUGUGACAAACUCUGUGACACAACAUGUGACAAACACCCCCCAGGUUACAAGCCUUCCUCAACUUGAACCGUCAACAACGAAAUCCUUCCCUGUUACAGCUCUAGCUAGUAAUACUAAAAUGGAACUCGUUGCUACAAUCAAUAGUUGUUGGCCUGAAGUCGUCCCAUACAUUGAGCGUGUUGCACAGACAGAUGAAUGCUACGAAGACGAAAUAUCAGAUAAAAUCUCCUGUUUCAAAUUUGAAGACGAUACUCAAAACUGUGGAAGUGACUGGACGGAAGCAGUCAUUCAGAGCAAGAAAGACAUAGACUACAUAACCACCAAAGCUAAGUACCAUCUGCCCCCAAACUCUACUUUCACAACGAAAAUUGUGAUUAACAUGAAAAUAGAAAAGUUCCUCAACAUAUUCACAACGGACACAUGUUUCAACAAAACAGUUUAUUCAAAUGUAAUGAUGAAGAGGAAUGGUUGCGCCACUUUUAACAUUUAUGAACAUGGGUACCAAGUGACAAUGACAAAAGUUGGCAAGAAUACACCGUGUGGAAUUAUGUCAGAUGAGGGCGUGCUAUGUUUCUCGAAUAUCAAUGUUUGGGACCAGACGACAAGAGCAAUGAAUGAAAUGACAACUUUGUUUGAUUAUAAAACAUCAUCUAUCAGUGACUCUAUGGCAAACUCUGUGACAAACUUUGUCCAGAUUACAAACUCUCCUCAACUUGAACAGUCGACAACGGAACUCUUCCCUGUUACAGCACUUGCCAGUAAUACUAAAAUAGAACUCGUUGCCACAAUCAAUAGUUGUUGGCCUAAAGUCGUCCCAUAUAUUGAGCGUGUUGCACAGACAGGUGAAUGCUACGAAGACAAAACAUCAGAUAAAAUCUCCUGUUUUAAAUUUGAAGAUGAUACUCAAAAUUGUGGAGGUGACUGGACAGAAGCAGUAAUUCAGAGUAAGAAAGACAUGGACUACAUAAUCACCAAAGCUAAGUACCAUCUGCCCCCAAACUCCACUUUUAAAACUAAAUUUGUGAUUAGCAUGAAAAUAGAAAAAUUCCUCAACAGAUUCACAACGAACACAUGUUUCAACAAAACGGUUUACUCAAAUGUAAUGAUGAAGAGGAAUGGUUGCGCCACUUUUAACAUUUAUGAAGAUGGGUAUCAAGUGACAAUGACAAAAGUUGGCAAGAAUACACCAUGUGCAAGUCAGCCAGAAGAGGGCGUGUUAUGUUUCUCGAAUAUCAAUGUUCAGGACCAGACGACAAGUGCUAUGAAUGAGAUGACGACGACUUUAUAUGAUUAUAAAAAAUCAUCUGUUAGUGACUCUUCGCAGCUUGAACCGUCAACAACGGAACCCUUCCCUGUUACUAUGGUCAUUAUCAUCGGUUCUGUUUGUACGUUUGUUGUCAUACUUCUAUCAUUCGGAUGCUUCUGUUUUGGAAGACACAAAGAGCGAAAAACAAGUAAGCAAGAAUCAGGUAAACGAGAGAUACACGAUGAUGUUGUACUUAUUCCGAUGCAACCGGGGAUUUGCAAUACUACAUAUGAUAUGGAACCAGAGCCACUCUAUACUACUAUCAUGGACAGUAGCGCCUAUACUGCUCUUAUGAGAUCACGUUCUGAAACAGCAUUGAACGUUGGUGGCGGACUUCUCUUACCACAAACUGGGUCUCUUCAAAGAUUAGUCGGAAGCAAGGGGUCUACCGGCACAUGUCGAUCAUAUCAACAUAAAAUAAAUCUCGGAGAUAUUACAAGGACAUCAGGGGCACGAACAUGUUUAGACUCUCCUGUACAAGACGCCGAUUACGUCAAUAAUAUUAAACUAGUGUCUGGCUCUAAAACGGCUAUGAAAGCCGAUACAAAUUCUACGAAAUUUGCAAGUUACAAUGAUGAUGGCAUUAACACGUUUGAUGAGGGUAGGAACAUUAAUGAUAUUGAAGCCGUGAAAGACAAACGAACAACAAUAACAACAGGGCAAGUUGACGCACACAAGACAGGAAGUAAUUAUGAGAAAUGUGGCGGAUUGACUGACAAAGACGGAUACUUAGCAUUGAAUGUGGACACAAUCAGAACAGGUGACGAUGAUAUAUACCUUCAGCCGGACUUUUGCGGUGAUACAUCAUCAAUGACAGAUAUUCAUUAAAUUAAAAAUUUAUAUAUAAACUAUUUAUUGUAUUUCCUUAUAAUAAUAUUAAUAAGAAAAACAAAUAUUUAGGUUGACAAAAACAGCAGCAACAACAACAACAACAACAA
This is a messenger RNA of Anneissia japonica, 2688 nucleotides long. RefSeq lists its product as uncharacterized. Lineage: Eukaryota; Metazoa; Echinodermata; Crinoidea; Comatulida; Comatulidae. The record is from RefSeq and is a predicted model, not a curated record. The coding region runs from base 83 to 2578 and encodes 831 amino acids. The transcript is spliced from 10 exons.